AUGGCCGGAUCGGCGUUCUACGCGAUCUUCGGACGUCUGCAAUAUAACACCAGUGCCACACAGGAGGUCUGUGCCAUUCUCUACGGUGCCAUGGCGCAAAAUGCGGCCGAGACACUGACCAAGUCUGGGCACCCGGAGCGCAUCCCAGCAACAGUCCUGGCCCUCAUUAUGGCUGGAACAUCUCUGACCGGGCUCUGCAGUGUUCUGCUUGGCAAGCUGGGGGUGGGCAAGGUCAUGCUCCGAUUUCCUAGUCCUGUUACAAGUGGCUUUCUGGGCACCAUCGGCUUCUUCCUUGUGCGGACAGCUCUGCAAAUUUCUUCUGGUGUGCAGUUUCAGUACUUCUACCCUGUGAGCCUUGCGGACUUCUUCUCUCUGAAGAGCAUGGCACCUGUAUCCUGCUUGCUGGCCAUGGUACUUCUGAUUCGAAAUGGUCCCGGCUUGAUUGCAAAGAAAUGCGGUCAGAACAAGGCGAUCAUGAAGUUGUCUGGGCUCGGCUGCCAACUCCUCCCACUGGCUACCUUUUACCUUCUGAUACUGGUCUGCGGCAUACCUAUGCAAGCGCUCAGUGAGACUGGCUGGACCUUCCCCGCACAGGCAGGCCGAUCUUUCUGGGGCUUGUGGACUACCUAUAGUCUGAGCGAUGCAGAUGCUGCCGUCUUGCUGUCCAAUGUCUCUUCCAUGCUCAUGCUGGUUAUCAUGUCGGUGCUAUGUACGAUGACCGGUGUCCUGGGCAUCACUGGAAAAUUUGCAUCGGGCCCUGACGGAGACCCGGCGCCUAUGGAGGUGCUGGACUUCGACGCUGAGCUUACCACCGUGGGUUUUGGCUCCCUUUUGACAGGCCUGACCCAUGGCGUUGUUACCUUCCACCGCCUGGGUAGUUCCAUCCAGCUACGCAUGGAUGGCGGCACUCAUCGCCUGGCUGUUCUGACAUCCUCUGUCUUUGUGGGCAUCUUCUUCUUCACCAACGUGCCCUUGGGCCAUUUCAUCCCGAAGUUCUUCCUGGGCGGCCUCUUCAUGGGCAGCGGGGUGAGCUUCCUUGAGAGUGCCUUCCUUUCGUUUCGCAGCCUGGCGCCUCUCUGGGUGUUUGGCUACAGAUUACCUUCAUUGCAGUACUGGGUGACUGUGGCCUGCAUUCUUGUGGCCGCCCUCAGCUCACCCUUUCAAGGCAUUGGGGCUGGCUUAGCCCUUAGUCUGGGCAUCUUCCUCUACGACAGCACGCAGUCCUUGCCAGUGGACAGCAUGUCCACUGGAGACCGGACCAUGAGCCGCACGCGCCGGCCCUUCUGGGAGCUGGAGGCCUUGCACACUGAGGGACGACGCAUCUUGAUUCUCUACUUGCAGGGCCAGCUCUUCUUCGGAUCUGGCCAGACACUGGCAGCCAGUCUGGUGGAGACCAUUGAAGGGGCCCGCAGGCCUGUGCCGCCUGAAUUCUGCAUCCUCAGCUUCGGGAAGGUGUCAAGCAUCGAUGCCUCUGCUGCUGAACAGCUCAAGACUGCCGUGAAACGUGUGGCUACCCUGGGCUGCAAGGUUCUCUUCUGCCGAAUGAACUCGCAGGUCUUCGAGGCCCUCUCGGUGGGCUGCGUAGUGAAGUCCCCGGACGCCGACCUGCGCGAACUCCUAGGCCUGCACAUGCGAGGUGAUUCGUCGGACGACGGGAGCUGGCAGGAAUCUCCAAGCCCAGUUCCUGAGCUCAACGAGAUGGAAGCAAACAGCCCGACGGGUAAAAGUGACCUGAACUGUUGGGCAAAGAUGAGGCCAUUCAAACCAUUAGGACAGGAAGACUAUGAUGCCUUUGACGAUUUGACAGAUGCCCUCGACUACACGGGUGACCAAGUCCUGGAGAGAUACCUCUACAACGGCAAGCUGCAAACUUUCAUGCUGGAGUAUCGAGGAGCUUGCUCGACUGGGUCGCGUCUUGGCCAGGCUGCCUUUGAAGCCAUGAACCUGCUGCCCGCAGGCUUCCUUGGCCGGCUCCAGCCUCAUUGUGCCGUUGAGCGCAGCCUCGCAUCCGGACACCAUCUUCCUGGUUCGGAUGCGCUUUUCCUGAUACUGCAAGGCACCGACUUUUACAGAUCUUGA
Molecule: messenger RNA, 2079 nt
Organism: Symbiodinium pilosum
Lineage: Eukaryota; Dinophyceae; Suessiales; Symbiodiniaceae
Source: the annotation of a GenBank genome assembly